CUUUCAGUUGAUGAGAAGAAACCGGUCGAGAACACGGCGACACCGAGAACAACCUGAAUUUGGGAGACGGGCGACCAUGGUGCAAGCUCUGCCGCCCACGAAUAGCAGCGCCGAUUAACAUGCCGAUUUUUUUGUCUUCUUAUUCACCAGGGAGAUGGCAUAUCCGAGAGGCUGGCCCUUUUGCUUUGUGCCCGCGAGCCUACUUCGCCUUGAUCGCCGCCUUGUCCGAGUCAUCCUCGUCGCCGCCAUCUUCAUGACGGCUCUGAUGCUACUUCAACCUGCCCGACCACACCUUCCUGUUGGCCAACCACACCUGCCUGCUGACCGACCGCCGCCCGCGCAUCGCCGCCUCGAGAUCCGCUUCAAACCGAGCAGUUUCGACUGGAGGACUGUAAAGCAGCGAUACCCGGUCCCUUCGCUCCGAGCGCUGCCUACCGACCAUCCGAACCAGCUCCACGCCGUUCAACAUGACUUCACCGAUUACGUGCACGAUGCAACUACCCAACAUCGCCAGCAGGCUGUUCGAAGUGCCUUCGCCAAGAGCUGGCGCGGCUACAAGGAACAUGCAUGGUUGCGGGACGAGCUGACGCCCGUGACAGGCCACGGAAAGACGACAUUCGGAGGCUGGGCCGCGACGCUGGUGGAUGCGCUCGAUACCCUCUGGAUCAUGGGCCUUAGCGAUGAGUUUCACGACGCUGCCGCCGCCGCUGUCCAGCUGGACUGGGCCAAGACAAAGGACACCGCUGCCAACCUCUUCGAAACCACCAUCCGGCACUUGGCCGGCCUCAUCAGCGCAUACGAUCUCAGUGGCGAGCCUGCCCUGUUGGACAAAGCUACGGAGCUCGGAGACAUGCUGUACAUGGCCUUUGACACUCCCAAUCGUAUGCCCGGCUUCUGGUUCAACUUUCAGGACGCCAAAAAAGGACGCCAAAUAGCAGGGCACAACGAUCCGUCCGCGAGUCCCUGCUCUCUCUCGCUCGAGUUUACUCGACUCUCGCUCCUUACCGGCGACCCCAAAUACUACGACGCCGUCGCCCGCAUCACCGACUUCCUGGAGCGGACACAGAACCAGUCCAAGCUACCGGGCAUGUGGCCCAAGCUGAUCGACUUCCGCGACCAGACCGUCAACACAGAGAUUGGCUUCUCCAUGGGCGCCUGGGCCGACUCGCUCUACGAAUACCUGCCCAAGAUGUCGGCCUUGCUGGGUGGUCACCUGCCGAACUACGAGAAGAUGUACCGCACCGCCAUGGACACGGCACAGCAACACCUGCUGUUCCGGCCCAUGGUACCCGAGGACGACAAAGAAGGCCAGGUCGCUCUCUUCCCAGGCGACGCAUUUGUCCACACGGACAAGAUCAACUACGUCCCAGAAAGCCAGCAUCUGUCCUGCUUCGCGGGCGGCAUGUUCGGCCUUGGUGGCAAGCUGUUCGACAUAGCCGCGCACGUCGCCCUCGGCGAGCGGCUGGCCCGGGGCUGUGCCUGGGCAUACAAUGCGUUUCCCACCGGCCUGAUGCCCGAGGUCUUCAGCGUCGUCCCCUGUCCCUCCAUCGACGGCGCCUGUCCGUGGGAUGAGGAGCGGUGGAAGAAGGAGGCCGGCAAUAAUAUGCCGAGGGGUUUUAAGAGCGCCCGCGACACGCGCUACAUUCUCCGCCCCGAGGCCAUUGAGAGCGUGUUUUUGCUGUACCGGAUGACGGGCAAGCCGGACCUGAGGGAGAAGGCGUGGCGCAUGUUUCAGGCGGUUAUGAAUGCGACCGAGACGCGGCUGGCUAACUCGGCUAUUGCGGAUGUGACUGUCACGGGGAAGCCUGUCCAGACAGACUCGAUGGAGAGCUUUUGGCUGGCCGAAACGCUCAAGUACUUCUACUUGAUAUUUUCGCCGCCAGACCUCAUCAGCCUGGAUGAGUUUGUCUUCAACACCGAGGCACAUCCCUUCCGGCGGGCGAAAUGAGUGGAACGGCACAUUCGUAAGGACACCUUAGCCGAGAGUGUACACAUAUCGCCCAUAGAACCAGGAUAGAACCAAAAAGGUAGUAUUUCUAUGUACAGUGGGGGUCCAAAAGUCUGCGGCACCCCGCAUCGAGAUCCCCCGCCACACAUUUCUUUGAUGAUGCAGCCCAAUAACGUAUCUCAGCAUAACUUUCCACUACCAAAAGGCCUAGCAAAUUAGAUACAUACAGAUGAAAACCCAGGUUUCAGCCAUC
This is a messenger RNA of Parathielavia appendiculata, 2201 nucleotides long. RefSeq names its product glycoside hydrolase family 47 protein. NCBI's taxonomy places the organism in Eukaryota, Fungi, Ascomycota, Sordariomycetes, Sordariales, Chaetomiaceae. Gene Ontology annotation, molecular function: mannosyl-oligosaccharide 1,2-alpha-mannosidase activity; calcium ion binding. The coding region runs from base 155 to 1948 and encodes 597 amino acids. The transcript has 2 exons. Gene Ontology annotation, cellular component: membrane; endoplasmic reticulum. Gene Ontology annotation, biological process: carbohydrate metabolic process; mannose trimming involved in glycoprotein ERAD pathway. The record is from RefSeq and is a predicted model, not a curated record.